GGACCUUUGGCCACCGCCGGCCACCCCUCAGUGGCCAUGGCGGUGCUGCUGGGGCUGCUCCUGGCCGCGCUGGCCGGGCUGGCCCUGCUCGCCGCGCUGCUCGCCCCGCCGUUCCUCUGGGACGACCUGGUGGCCUUUGUCACCAUGGCCAGGUCGGCGCUGCGCUGCCGCCGCCGCUUCGCCCGCAGCCCCCCCGAGACCCUCCUGGACGUGUUCCUGCUCCACGCGCGGAGGCGGCCGCGGCAGCCGCUGCUCCUCUUCCAGGACGAGCUUUACACCUACGAGGACGUGGAUCUCAGGAGCAACCGGGCGGCCUGGGCGCUGCAGCGGCGCCUGGGGCUCAGCCCCGGCGCCACGGUGGCCGUGUUCCUGCCCAACUCGCCCACCUACCUGUGGACGUGGCUGGCGCUGGCCAAGCUGGGCUGUGCCAUGGCUUGCGUGAACACCAACGCGCGGGGACGGGCGCUGCGGCACGCGCUGGAGGCCGCCGGGGCCACCCAGGUGCUCGCCAGCCCCGAGCUCCGGGUGGCCGUGGAGGAGGUUCUCCCGGACCUGCAGCACUCUGGGAUCCACGUGUUCUACCUGAGCCCCUCGUCACCCACCCCGGGGGUCCCGGCCCUGCUCCCCGACAUCGAGGCAGCCCCUGCAGACCCUCUGCCCGCCCAGCACCGCGCCGGCAUCACCGCCACCUCCAAGGCCAUGUACAUCUACACCUCUGGCACCACCGGGCUCCCCAAGGCCGCGGUGGUGACGGAGCUGAAGCUGAUGAUGGUCGCCAGCCUGGCCUGCAUGUGUGGGCUGCGCCGCGACGACGUCGUGUACACGACACUGCCCCUCUACCACUCGGCCGGGCUGCUCGUCGGCCUCUGCGGCUGCCUCAACAUCGGAGCCACGUGUGCCCUGAGGAGCAAGUUCUCGGCCUCCCAGUUCUGGGCCGACUGUCGGCGGUACAACGUCACCGUCAUCCAGUACGUGGGGGAGCUCAUGCGCUACCUGUGCAACACGCCCCCGCCUGUGCCCCCCCAGUUCUUCACACCCUUCGAGCUGAUCAAGUACGACGUGGCCACGGACAAGCCCGUGCGGGACGAGCGCGGGCUCUGCAUCCCCCUCGGGCCCGGCGAGACGGGGCUGCUGGUGGUGAAGAUCACGCGGCACGCGCCGUUCCACGGCUACGCCGGCGACGCCCGCAAGACGGAGCAGAAGGUCCUGCGGGACGUCCUGGCCAAGGGCGACGCCUUCUUCAACAGCGGUGACCUGCUAAUCAUGGACCACCAGGGCUUCCUCUACUUCCAGGACCGCGUCGGGGACACCUUCCGGUGGAAAGGGGAGAACGUGGCCACGACGGAGGUGGAGGCCACGCUGGCCGCGGUGGGGUUCAUCCAGGAGGUCAACGUCUACGGUGUGGCCGUGCCCGGGUGCGAGGGCCGCUGUGGCAUGGCCGCCGUGCGCCUCAAGGACGGGGCCACCUUCGACGGGGACACCCUGUACGCCUUCACGCGGGACACGCUGCCCUCCUACGCUGCCCCUCGCUUCGUCAGGGUCCAGGACGCCCUGGAGAUCACGGGCACCUUCAAGCAGUCCAAGAACAACCUGGUCCGGGAGGGCUUCGACCCCCAGCUGGUCCGGGAUCCGCUGUUCUUCCGCGACGAUUCCCGGCGAUCCUACGUCCCGCUGACCCCGGACACCUUCGCCGCCAUCCAGGACAUGAGGCUCAGUCUGUAGCGGCCUCGGGCUAAUUAACGAGGCUAAUUAGGGGCUAAUCAGGCACUGUGGGCUGGGCUGGGGGGUUAUCCCAGCCCGGCCUGUCUGUGACAUGGAAAUUAAACCCUUAAUUCCCA
This is a messenger RNA of Lepidothrix coronata (blue-crowned manakin), 1838 nucleotides long. RefSeq names its product solute carrier family 27 member 5 (gene SLC27A5). The transcript is spliced from 9 exons. Lineage: Eukaryota; Metazoa; Chordata; Aves; Passeriformes; Pipridae. Gene Ontology annotation, molecular function: long-chain fatty acid transmembrane transporter activity; long-chain fatty acid-CoA ligase activity. Gene Ontology annotation, cellular component: endoplasmic reticulum. The coding region runs from base 37 to 1722 and encodes 561 amino acids. The record is from RefSeq and is a predicted model, not a curated record.